Molecule: messenger RNA, 738 nt
Organism: Eurytemora carolleeae
Lineage: Eukaryota; Metazoa; Arthropoda; Copepoda; Calanoida; Temoridae
Product: syntaxin-8
Exons: 6
Coding region: 82-723 (213 amino acids)
Source: RefSeq, a predicted model, not a curated record
UCAUAAAAAGAAAAUUUUUAUUAUUAAUAUAUUUUAAUAUUUUCAGAAAAAUGUGAUUUAUGCUUUCAUGUUUUUGGAAAGAUGGCGCUUAUUGAUAUAGGGGAUGGUUGGGAACGAGAAUUACUUACAGCAGAGAAACUUCAUCAACAUGUUCUUUCUCAGAUUGGAGAGCGAAGUAAGCUGAGUAGGAAAAGCUCUGUAUAUCACCAGCUCACUGAUGAUCUUGGUCGAACACUCUCCCAGCUCUCAGGACAGUUAAAUCUGCUCCGGGAGAAACUUCAUACCGAGUCUUCAAAACUUACUCAAGGGGAGAGAAACAGAAGAGAAGGAGUUUUAGACAAUUUCUCCCGGAAGGAGAAACAGCUGAAAGAGCUAGUGAGCAGAACUAUAUUUACUGAGGUGAACUCGGACCGGAAAACUUUAUUCCGGAAACCGGUGCCUGGUUCCGGAAUAGCGGACAUGGGAACCACGGGGUGGGGGGACUCAAGCAGUCCCCCCGGGGACGGGGGAGCUGAGUCCUUGGAGACGGCUGGGAUGAGUGCUCAGUCCCUGAAAGAAAAACAGCAGGAGGCCAUGUUAGAUCAGGAUGCUGGUCUAGAUGCUCUGCAUAGUGUGAUAAUAAGACAGAAGAAUAUGGCCCAGCAGAUUGGUGUAGAAAUUAUCCAACAAAAUGAUAUAAUUGAUGAAAUAGGUCAGUUCCAUUUUUAUGUUGCUUUCAUUUGAUAAUAAAUCAGCUCG